This is a messenger RNA of Physella acuta, 3998 nucleotides long. RefSeq lists its product as uncharacterized. NCBI's taxonomy places the organism in Eukaryota, Metazoa, Mollusca, Gastropoda, Physidae. The record is from RefSeq and is a predicted model, not a curated record.
CUGGAGUUGAAUGUAGGUCACCGAAGUAACCAAUGGCCAGCCAGGAUCAAACUGAAACUUGUGAUUCCACGAAAGUCCCCAAUGUGAUAAGGGUGGUCGAGUUAUUGAUACACUGAGACAGUACCGCGCGGCGCUAAAGAGAAACACGAUGUGGAACCACAAGCUCCGUGUGUGUGUGGCCCUGUUUUGGCUGACCUGCUUCACCGCUCACACGUCCGCAAAUUUCAACACAGUCCUGGGGUCUGUGACAAAGUCCUGCAGCUACACAGUUGACCAGUGUGUUGUUCUGGCUAACGUCACGCGACCGACCACCGACGCCACGUGGUGCCAGCUUUUCGCCAUCACCAAAGACGGUGUGACGUCAUACCAGUGCCUGGUCCGGUUCGGGUUUUGCACGGACGAAGAAAUGGUGGCUCUGAAGAAUGCCGCCUGCAACCAGACGUCUGCUGUCCAGAUCAAGUCCAGCGAUCUGAAAAAACGUGUUACCGGUGCAAUCAAAUCAACCACAACAUCCUGCCAACAAAAAAUCGUUUCGUGUGUGAUGUUAUCGAGCGUGGCUACUGUACUGAAACAACAAGAGCAGUUCUGUAAACUGAUGAACCUGGGCAUCAGUGGUAAAGUUACGACAACUUGCCUGAAGCCAGAUUGCACCAUCACAGAAAUCUCUAGCCUGACAGCAGCUGCCUGCAAUAACGAGUCGUCUCAGUCCAAACCAUUGUCUAAAGCUAUAGUUGAAUCAACACAGGCCUGUCAGGACGGAAUUGAGGUUUGCACAUAUUCGUCAUUAGCUGCCUUUGCUUUAAUUAGAAGUGAGCAGUAUUGUAAUGUGAUGAACCUUAAAGAAACACAAACAACCUACCAAUGUUUGAAGGAUCGUGGGUGCACAGACAGUGAGUUCAACAAUAUAAAAACGGCAGCCUGCAACAACUCCUUCACGGGAGGAGUCUCCAGAGCUUGCGACUACACGGUUAACCUGUGCCUUCAGUUGUCUGGGAUCCAGUCCAUCCCUAGCCUGGAGAUGUUGUGCCAGGUCCUGGACAUGUCUAAAGACGGCGUCACGGCGCACCAGUGCCUGGUCCAGCUGGGGUUCUGUACCCACGAGGAGUACGUCGCCCUCAAGAACCGGGCGUGCAGCCAGAACUCAGCGCCCCAGCAGCCGUCAACUGCACUAAAGCUGUCUGUGUAUCGGACACUGGCAACGACAAGCGACACAUGCCAACAACAUGUACUGACCUGUGUCUUUCAAUCGAGCAUCGCUACGGUUUUUAAGCAGCAGGAACAAUUUUGUAAGAUGAUGAACAUGGACAUCAACGGGCAGACGUCCGCUAAAUGUUUGGCUCAAGGCUGUGGAAAUACUGAAAUAUCCAGCCUCAACACCACUGCCUGCUCGACACCACAGUUUCGUCCUUUAUCUGACGCCUUGUUUGCUCUCUCACAAAAUUGUCAUGCAGCUAUAGAGACAUGCACCUACUCCACCUACUAUGCUUUUGCCCUAAUUCGAAGUGAGCAGUAUUGCAGCGUCAUGCAUUAUCAAGAUGUAACAAAUACCUCCGCUUGUUUAACUCGCGCAGGCUGCACAGCUGUAGAGUUCCAAACCCUGGAAACGUAUGCCUGCACUGGCUCAAGGUUUGCCAACACGUCUAAAGCUUGCAUGUACACGAUUGACAGCUGCAUACAACUGUCCGGCGUCCAGUCCAUCGACUCAGAUCGAGAGUGGUGCGCGAUGUUCGACAUGUCCAAGGAUGGAGUCACAGCCUACCAGUGUUUGGUCAAGUUCGGUCUGUGUACCGACGAGGAAUUUGUAGCUCUUAAGGCUGGCGCGUGCAAUCAAAAAAUUCCCGCACAGCUGAUGUCGAGUGCGCUGAAAAAUUCAGUGUACACCUCCAUCAACUCGGCCAAUGACUCGUGCGUUCAGCGCGUGAUCUGGUGCAUCUUCGGCUCCAGUAUAGCCACGAUCUUGAAGCAGCAGGAGCAGUACUGCAAGCUGAUGAACCUGGGCGUCCGCGCCUCCAGCACAUUCGUCUGUCUGAGUCAAGGAUGCUCCAGCACGGAGAUGUCAGCCAUCAACACUACAGCCUGCUCCACCACCCAGUCCCGGCCAUUGUCUAACGCCAUCGUGUCUACAUCACAGGCUUGCCAGUUAGGAAUUGAGAACUGCGCCUAUUCCACAUACAUGGCGUUUGCUCUUAUCAGAAGCGAACAGUACUGCAAUGUAAUGCAUUUUAAAGAUAAAAUAACAACUCAACAAUGCUUGACUGAGCAAGGAUGUACAGAAAAUGAAUUCAAACAGUUAGAAUCGGCGGCCUGCAUUGGGUCGUACAUUUCUAAAGCGUGCAUGUACACGGUGGAGGCCUGCCUAGACCUGGUGGGACUGGAGAGCGUGAGUAGUGACGCGGAAUGGUGCAGUCUUCUGGCCAUGAUUAAAGACGGCGUCUCGGCCUACCAAUGUCUGGUCAGGUUCGGCCUCUGUACGGGCGAGGAGUUCAUCCAACUGAGGAACGAGAAAUGUCGCCAGAACUACGCACCUCUCAUCGUGUCUACAGAACUGAAGAAAUCCGUCUACAAGACAGUCACAUCGACGUCUGAAAACUGCCAACGACAGAUUAUUACGUGUGUUUUUAGAUCCAGUGUGGCGACAGUUUUAAAACAACAGGAACAGUACUGUAAGCUGUUGAACCUCGGCGCAGGCGGCAGCACAACUUCUGAAUGUCUGAGCAACAUGUGCUCCAAGCCAGAGAUCGACCAACUCAACAGGUCAGCAUGCGCCUCGCCGCAGUCCAUGCCUUUCUCUAACACAAUAUUCAGCACCUCAAAGAAGUGCCAAGACGCGAUGGAGUUCUGUACGUACUCGACAUACUUUGCAUUUGCUUUAAUCCGCAGUGAGAAAUAUUGUGAAGUCAUCAACUACAAAGACCAGGUUCCCGCAUACGUUUGCUUGAUAGAACAUGGCUGCACCUUCGCGGAUAUGGCCAGCCUCAACUCCUCGGCAUGCGCGGGCUCACAAGUAGCAGCCGUCUCUAAGCCCUGCAGCUACACCAUCAGGGAGUGCAUCACCCUGUCGGGCGUCCAACUGGAGAACACAAACAUCGGCUGGUGCAAGCUACUCACCAUGUCAAAGGAUGACGUCACGGCCUACCAAUGCCUGGUCAAGUUUGGGCUCUGCACGGACGAAGAGUUCACGGCCAUGAAGAAUGAAGCCUGCGGUCCGGAGGCUUCCGACCGGCUGACCUCAAGCCCCGUGAAGACGUCUGUGUACAACGCCAUCAGCCAGAGCAAUGACAGCUGCCAGCAACAGAUCCUGACCUGCGUGUUCUACUCCCCCGUGGCCACGGUGCUCAAGCAACAAGAACAAUACUGCAAGCUUUUGAACCUCGGACCUGGCGGGGCAACAACACGGACAUGUCUACAGUACGCUUGCACGAGCGACGAGAUCGAUCGGAUAAAAAACGCGUCAUGCAUCAGUGAACAGCCGGCUACGUUCUCCGAUGCCAUCGUCUCCAGCACCAUGACCUGCCAGGUGGCCAUGGAACAAUGCACCUACUCCACCUACUACCCUUUUGCUUUGAUCCGCAGUGAGAAGUACUGUGACGUCAUGAACUUUAAAGACCAGGUCACGGCCCAAGUCUGCCUAACAUCCGGUGGAUGUACGGACGCGGAAUACAAAACUUUGAAAACUGCCGCCUGCUGUGGCACUCGAGUAUUUGCCACACUUCUCCUUUUAACUCUAACAUUGGCACAGGUGUUUGUUUAAACCGGUUUUAAAUUAAUUUUGCAAUAUUUUUUUUAUAUUUUAACAGUGUGUAUGUAAUAUAAACGUUAUCUUAACAAUAUAAUAUACUUUAACAUAGUGUUUUCAGAUGGCUGGUUUAUAUGUCCAGAAAAAAGGCUAAAGACCAAAAGCAAAAGAAAAAGGUCCAGGAAAAGAGUUUAACAAAUAUUAAGUUUUGUAAUUUUAUUACCUACUAACAAAAAAAUUUCAAAAUUAAAAACAUAUUUAC